Fundulus heteroclitus (mummichog) is the source of this 2535-nucleotide messenger RNA. It is a transcript of the gene plekhn1, whose product is annotated as pleckstrin homology domain containing, family N member 1. Gene Ontology annotation, cellular component: mitochondrial membrane; cytoskeleton. The record is from RefSeq and is a predicted model, not a curated record. Gene Ontology annotation, molecular function: phosphatidylinositol phosphate binding; cardiolipin binding; phosphatidic acid binding. The coding region runs from base 134 to 2263 and encodes 709 amino acids. Gene Ontology annotation, biological process: response to hypoxia; positive regulation of apoptotic process; 3'-UTR-mediated mRNA destabilization. The transcript has 16 exons. NCBI's taxonomy places the organism in Eukaryota, Metazoa, Chordata, Actinopteri, Cyprinodontiformes, Fundulidae.
AGCCCUGACUCAGUACAAGUCUGACUUCUGCCGGGAGCGCACAUCUCUCUCCGGAUCGCGCUCCUCCAUCACAGACGGACGGCACAUCUUUCCCCCUUCAGAGCAGCGUUCAGCCCCCACAGAGCAGAGCAGCAUGGGGAGCAGCAUUUCAUGCGUCCCCCAGCACAACUUCAGGUUCUCCAGCAAGAGUUUCAUUCGCAGAAACAGCAGCCGUCUGUUUCGCAAGAAGAAUCCCCAAGAGGGACAGGAGAAAUCCACCAGCAUCAUAAAUAUCCUGUGCACAGUCACCCCAAGGAAGGAAAUGUCUCCUAAGGACCUACAGGCGAUAGAGAACAUCAAGUGGGACCCUGCGUUUGCCUAUGACCCGGCCAGCGGGUGGAAGAAGAGCAGCAUCAAUGUGAAGAAUUUCGGACGGAUGAUUCACAGCUCCAAAGUCCGUUUCCGCUUCCUGCAAUGCCAGGAAAUACACGACUGCUACCUGGAUCUCUUCGAAAAGCAUCUUCAUUUCGUCUCCAACAACACGACCGGACUAACCUAUCAGGGAACUCUGCCAUUGAAGGAGCUUUCCAUCUGCAACCUGCAGCAGAACUGUAAUCACAGCCAACCCGAGGAAUAUGCCUUCCAAAUAAAUGGUGUCAGCCUGAACUCCAUCGUCGUCUACUGCUCCAACCAAAAAGAAUUGGACACUUGGUUUGGGUUUCUUAAAGAGAGCAUCGAGCAGAAUGGAGGCACUGCCAUCCACCCUGAAAAUUACACCAGAGUGAGAUCGAACCCCAACAAGUCGGAAGGAAGAGAGGAGCUGAGGAACUCCAUCAACAGAGAGCCCAUCUAUGAGUGGGAGGGCUCUCAGCGGGACAGCCUCGGGCCCAUCACCUACGUCACCAAAGUCCGACUGCAGCACCUGCCCUGCCAGGAACAGAGCGACAGAUUGCUGGUGAUGUACCCUGCGACCCUGAUCAUCUUAUCAGAGGAGAGCGACGGGCUCUUCUACAAGGGCAAACUUCCACUCAACAUGAUUACAGUCACCACUCCCUGUCAGGACGUCAAGCCCAACACCUUUAUGAUCGAAGGCAAGCUGAUCAACCCCAUAGUGGUGUCCUGUUUGGACAGGACAGAGUUCUGCGACUGGAUCCAGCAUUUCAAAGCUGCUGACGUCCCCGUCGUCAGCCCCCCGCCCCCCGUCUAUGACAUCAUAUACACGCCAACAAGCACAGAGCAGACAACAAAGUUUGACAGAUGGAGUGGAAACAGCCAGGGAAGAGCGGAGUCUCUGAAAUACAGCCAGCCGGCAAGCGGACGUGGGUCCCUAAACCUUCAAGUACCAGUUCAUGAGGAAAACCCGAUGUCCCCCGGAUACGCUGAACCUCUCUGCUACACCUCCAGCCGGCCGUCCUCCAACGAGACCGCCCGACUGGGCAGCAGGACCAACAGCGUGUCCUCCCAAACCAGGCCGGACUACGACCAUAGACCUUUGUCGCUGCGCUACUCCUCGCCGCAGCACGGCUCCUGCCAGCAGCCUGCCGACAGCGCCCCGUUGUCUCAGAUCUACAGCACCCCCUACUCCGCCCUGCACCACGCCAGCCCACGCCGGCUGGAGAAAGCGCCGCUCAUCAAGUCUAACAGCUGGAGCACGCCGCAGACAUCCCUGAACUACUCCUUGAGCUCCAGCCAACGUCACUCUGACCUGUGUGCCCCGCGUCAGCCCUUGUCUCCCCUGUACGACGAGCCUUGCUCCCCGGAGAUCUUCAGCCUGGAGGACAACGGCCCAGCGCAGCAGCGGUGGAAGGAACCGAUCCAGCACCACCAUCAGGAAACCCAUCUCCUGCCCUCCUCUUUCCAGCUACGCACUCCCCCCCUGGGCAGGCGCACCAGGAGGAGCCUGGUCCUGGCCAACACCCAGGCGCAGGCGCAGGCUCCGGGCCUCGACGUGGAAACGCCUCAAAGCCAAGCAGAGCAGAGAGCAGAGGCCGUGGCGAGGCUGAAGCUCCUGCCCAUGCCCAGCCAAGUUCAAGAGCAGAUGCCGCUCCCACCGUGCUCCCUGAGGAACACUUCUCACAUGCCAUAUGGUUACUCACCAGAUCGGCACUCGUACCUCGAACCCGCGGACCCAGAUGACCAGGAAGUGGACUAUGACAACAUUUGGGAGUACGACGGUGAGACUGGAAUGAUUCAGCCGGCGUGUGGAAUUUCAGAACAGUGGACGGGAUUAGACUUUGGGGCCCGGGGCCUCGGUCCCAUGGUAACUCAGCAGAGAUGGUCAUAAAAUCGAACAAAAGGCCCGGCACUCGUCUGGACGUGCGCAAACAUCAGAUCGCUAUCAGAGGGAUAAUAAAAGCCAACAGUCGCAGCCAGAGCUGCUGCCGGCGUGUAUAAAUGUGAAGAAGUGCUGGGUCAGAUGUUACAGAGUCAAGCAGAGGAGCGAAUGAAGAGUGGGAAAGAAUAUAAAGCAGUGCUGCACUUGUCCGGGUCUUAUGUAGCAUUUAAGGUUGGACCUCACGGUGCAUUGUAUGUAGCUUUAUUAAUAAUAUUACAUGU